Messenger RNA from Momordica charantia (bitter melon), 2339 nucleotides. Its product is annotated as CRS1 / YhbY (CRM) domain-containing protein. The record is from RefSeq and is a predicted model, not a curated record. Gene Ontology annotation, biological process: RNA splicing, via transesterification reactions. Lineage: Eukaryota; Viridiplantae; Streptophyta; Magnoliopsida; Cucurbitales; Cucurbitaceae. Gene Ontology annotation, molecular function: mRNA binding.
UGCCAUGGGAGAGAGAGGGGGAGAGGGCUGAAGAGGAGGAGAGUGGAACAGGGUCGAAAAGGAGAAAGAUGAAGGCUCCCACAUUAGCUGAAUUGACAAUUGAAGACGAGGAGCUGAGGCGGCUGAGGAGAAUGGGGAUGUUUCUCAGAGAGCGGAUUAACAUACCCAAAGCCGGGAUUACGCAGGCUGUGCUAGAGAAGAUUCAUGGGAAAUGGAGGAAGGAGGAGUUGGUAAGGCUUAAAUUUCAUGAGGAGCUUGCGCAUGAUAUGAAGACAGCACACGAGAUUGUAGAGCGACGAACCGGAGGAUUGGUUUUAUGGAGAGCAGGAAGUGUUAUGGUAGUUUACCGUGGUAGUAACUAUGAAGGUCCUUCUAAAACUAAACCCAUUGCAAAGGAGGGGGAUGCCGUAUUCAUCCCAGAUGUUUCUUCUGCUGCCGUUUCCACAAUGAGUGGCAAUGUUUCAGCUUCAGCACCUGAGAAGACUAAGUUGCCUAUUGGGGCUCCAAAGUCUUAUGAGGGGGGCAUGUCAGAGGAAGAGGCUGAAUACAACCAAUUACUAGAUGGUUUAGGUCCUCGUUUUGUUGAAUGGUGGGGCACAGGAGUUCUUCCUGUGGAUGCCGAUCAGCUUCGUCCAAGUAUUCCGGGUUAUAAAACUCCUUUCAGGCUUCUUCCAACUGGAAUGCGGUCUCGACUAACUAAUGCAGAGAUGACUCAGUUGAGGAAAGUUGCAAAAUCCUUGCCUUGUCAUUUUGCCCUCGGGAGAAACAGGAACCAUCAGGGCUUGGCAGUUGCUAUACUUAAACUUUGGGAAAAAAGCCUAGUCGUUAAAAUUGCUGUCAAAAGAGGUAUCCAGAAUACCAAUAAUAAACUCAUGGCUGAGGAGAUAAGGAACUUAACAGGAGGUGUGUUACUAUUGAGAAAUAAAUAUUUCAUCGUCAUAUACCGUGGAAAGGAUUUUCUCCCAACAAGUGUAGCUGCAGCUUUGGCAGAAAGGCAGGAAUUAACAAAACAGAUUCAAGAUGUGGAAGAGCAAGUUCGAAGUAAAGUGGUUGAGGCUACUUCAUCAAGCAAUGAUGGACAGGCACCUGCAGGUACUUUGGCCGAAUUCUACGAGGCUCAGUCCAGGUGGGGAAGGGAAAUAUCUGCCGAAGAGCGUGAAAAAAUGAUCGAAGAAAGCUCCAAAGCAAAAACUGCAAGACUUGUCAGACGAAUUGAACAUAAGCUAGGCGUUGCCCAAGCAAAGAAACUUAGAGCAGAAAAAUUACUAUCGAAAAUCGAAGCGUCCAUGGUUCUUUCUGCCCCUGAUGAUGACCAAGAAACAAUAACAGAUGAGGAACGGGUCAUGUUUCGGAAGGUUGGGUUACGAAUGAAUGCAUAUUUACCUAUGGGCAUUCGUGGUGUAUUUGAUGGUGUUGUUGAAAACAUGCAUUUACAUUGGAAGCAUAGGGAACUCGUGAAGUUAAUUAGCAAGCAAAAGACACUUGCUUUUGUGGAAGAAACGGCAAGGUUGUUAGAGUAUGAGAGUGGUGGAAUACUAGUUUCAAUAGAUAGAGUUCCAAAAGGAUAUGCACUUAUUUACUAUCGUGGAAAGAAUUAUCGUCGACCCAUCGCCUUGAGGCCAAGAAACUUGCUCACAAAGGCAAAAGCUUUAAAGCGUUCAGUUGCCCUACAGCGUCACGAGGCUCUCAGUCAGCAUAUAUCUGAACUCGAGAAGAACAUAGAGCAAAUGAAGAAAGAAAUUGGUGUCACUGAAGAUUCAGAGGAUGAGAGUAACUGGUCGUCUCAGGAUGAACCUGUCUCAGAAUCUUUCCAAGACGAGGAAGCAUCUUUGUACGCAUUUUCAGAUGGUGACAAUGACGAAGUUAGUGAGUGGGAAGAGGAUGAAGAAUCUGAUUUUGCCGACUCAGAAAGCACUGAUGAUCCAUCAAACUAGGCUGGGAGAGCAUUUCCAAUUUGUGAACAGAUGGAGUGUUCUUAUUGCCAUUGCAUAUUUCAGGUCGAACAUGCGGAAUGCGAACAACCUGCACCGAUGUCUGCCUAAGUCGACCUGAAAAUCUCCGUUGCCGUUUAUCGUUGAAAGCUGUGCGCAAAAAUUUACCUGAUGGGUAACGUACAAGAAGCACUCGGUCACUUGCUUCAAGUUCAAGCUCAUAUGGGUAUGAUCUAUUUUUCUGGAGUGAGUCAUGGGUACCUCUGGGUUGCUGUGGAGACAUUAUUCUUAUUCUUGUAACAAAUCCCAGUCUUCCAUUCUUCCUUUUUAUUAUUUUUCAUGUAAAUUCGAUUUGGAUAACUUCCCUCUUUUGAAGCUCAUAUAAUGUACUCUCUACUUCUUUACAAA